CUCGUUUGUAAAAUGUCAACACUUCUUCUUAACAGCAAAUAGCCGUUUCUUAGGGUGUCAAGAUUACUAAUUACCGGAACAAAAGUAACCCAUGUAGGAUAAAUCACGUCAACUAAGUAAUAACAUAGAUUUUACAAGUUAUCAUUUACCGUACAAUUGCCUUAAGGAUUGCAACCAUUCACAUUUGCAUCAAACACUAGAGAGUUUGUAGGAGUGUUAAGGUCAUUGUUGGAACCUCACGUGCUGAAAAAUGCAUGCCAUAUAUGAGUAUUGUAUGAAGCAACAACUUCAAGCACAAUAGUUGGUUUGUGCUUAUACCCAAUAUAUUGUUCCGGUCAUGCCGUAGGACAAUUCUCCAUUCUCAAUGCAUACAAUUAGUGACGAAACUACUAAGGAUCCUGGGGAGAAGGAGACCUAUGUUGUGUUAGCAAGAACGACCCAGACGACAGUCACAAGAUCUUCUGAACGGCCCAUAGUACACAAUGUAACAGCAUAUUUGGUUGCUUCUCUUGUCGCCGUCUGCCUUGUGAGACCGGAAUUCCAGGGCCGCAACAAGUUGUCCACCUUGAUGAAGAUCUCAUUUUUCCAUUAUGUCCACUUUAUACACCCGGGAAUUCCCAGUUUGACACCUUCUCAAGAAGACGGUGGUGAUCAUCAUGGCUCAAUGUUCUUAGGUACCAAGAGCCAUAUAUCAUGAUAAUUGACAUAAAAAAU
This is a messenger RNA of Cuscuta epithymum, 714 nucleotides long. The record is from the annotation of a GenBank genome assembly. NCBI's taxonomy places the organism in Eukaryota, Viridiplantae, Streptophyta, Magnoliopsida, Solanales, Convolvulaceae.